AUGUCUGACAUAGAAGAAAAUAGAGUAGGGAGCAACUCUAACCCCAUUGUUCUGAGCGAUGAUGAACAUGAAAUGGAUUACGAGUCUGACAUUAAUAGUUAUACCAGCUACGAACUUAUUCUGCGUCAAGUUUUAAGAGCAGGAGAACCUGAUAGUGAUGAUGAAGCCCUUUGUGAGUUUGAUCGUGCUAGAGGGCAAACUAGGGUCGAUAUUUAUCAAGCUGUUUUGAGACCUGGUAGUGAUUCUGAGCCUGAGCCUGAGCUUGAGUUUGAGUUUGAGCCUGAACCUAAGCCCGAGCGUGAGCCUGAGCCUGUGCCUGAGCCUAAGCCCGAGCUCGAGCCCGAGCCUGGGCCAGAGGAAGAUAAUCAUCAACCUCAAGUUGUGUUUGAGGAUAUUGUUGGACAAUUCGCCCAACCAUAG
Messenger RNA from Spinacia oleracea (spinach), 420 nucleotides. RefSeq lists its product as uncharacterized. The transcript has 2 exons. NCBI's taxonomy places the organism in Eukaryota, Viridiplantae, Streptophyta, Magnoliopsida, Caryophyllales, Amaranthaceae. The record is from RefSeq and is a predicted model, not a curated record. The coding region runs from base 1 to 420 and encodes 139 amino acids.